AUGUCCGUCGCAGGCUGGACCAUCAAAGUGCCCAAAAACACUCAAGUCGGAUUUCCCGCAGCUUGGGUCCCUUGGCCAGAUUUCUGCCGUGAUGUAGCGUUCAUGAAAGGGUUUGAAGUCACUGUCGUCGGCAACAACAUCCCAACCCACGGCCCCGUAGCAGGCCAAAUCUUCAUCUCCCAAUUCUCCACCUCCCUCGGGCGCGGCGCCAUAUCAUCCAUUUCCUUUGACGGAACAAUCCAACUCGCCAACGGGCCCAGGUUGCGCAUCAACGACCCCAACGCAAUCUACUCAGCAGGUUACACCUCCCACCCCUUCUGGACCGCAGACGAUGAAAACCCCAGCAUCUCUUCCUUCAGUGGGUUUCCGAUGUGCGUUCCCCGUAAUGCUUCCGACCCCUUAUGCCCGGGUAGCAAUCGCCCGACUUUAGGGGGCGGGAGUAAACAGGGUACUUUUACCGCGCCAGAUCCAAUGGUAAUGGCCCCCUUCGUCGUGGGCGAUUUCGUCGAAUACGCCGGCGUUUUUGCCAACGGGGAAAUGCUUGUGUAUGAAAUGGUAGCUACCAACGCGCAAAUCCUCACCCCUAGCACAUUUCCCCCGUUUAUUCGCAUGGAGGACGUCUUAAUAGGAGUCUUCUCCAACAACGCCAACGCUGAGGUCGCGCAAACGCGGUUUAUAGGGUACACCUCCGCCGCGUCGGGUACUUCUUCCCUAACCAUCCACGCCGUGACGGGGUUCGAUGUUUGCACGGGCAAUAUUACUACGAGACCUGUUUCCGGUGGGAGUUUGAUCGCUGGUCAGGUUAGGAAUAAAUUCCGGACGGGGAUAACGAGCGUAGCAGGGGAUGUAUAUGCUAGGGAGUAUGUGGUGAUGAGUACCGCUAGUCCAGUGAGGACCAAAAACGGGAUCUUAGCAGGCCAAUAUAUCCAGCCUGUGACGGAGUGGAUACAACCUGAGCUGACGACACCGGGACUACCGCCUAUUCCUAACGACUUUUCAGCGAUGGAACAUCUUGUUAAGGGACUCGGCAAGGAUGAGGACGGGCACAUAUGGGGACCGCUUGAUCCGUUCCCGCAGAGUGGUGUGACGUUGGGGGUGCCGGUCGUGCAGGACUGUCCCCCGCCCCCAGAACCAUCACCGACGACCCCCCGUGACGCCGCCGGGUGA
This is a messenger RNA of Sordaria macrospora k-hell, 1167 nucleotides long. RefSeq lists its product as uncharacterized. The record is from RefSeq and is a predicted model, not a curated record. Lineage: Eukaryota; Fungi; Ascomycota; Sordariomycetes; Sordariales; Sordariaceae.